GUCCGAUCCGUUAUUUCCACGUCCCGGGCCAUCUCCGGUGAGGUCAUCGUAAAGGUGGGCGUCAGUACGUGGGCGGGGCCACCGCAGCUCCGGCCCAAGGCUGAGACUUACAUGAGAGGGAGUGAAAGUUCAGAGAGGAGCAAGGAGAAGAAGCAGCAGCUGAGUUUGGGCUUCGGUCUGUCUGAUACCGCAGCCUGCAGGAGCGCACAGCCUCUGGAGGCAGGGACAGUCCACAGCUGCGACCACCAAACUCCAACCAAAAUGCUGGCCACCCAGUGUCUGCCCUGCUGCACUGUCAUUCUGUCAGUGCUAUUAGAGCUGGCUCUUUCCCAGUACGAGCACCUCGGCUACCCGCCGGGGUACCCGGACCCGGAACAGGAACAGUACACUGCCCCACAGCUGGCAGCAGACACGCCCAGGAUUCAGCUCCGACUGGCGGGAGAUAAGAGGAAACACAACGAGGGCCGCGUGGAGGUUUUCUACAAUGGCGAAUGGGGCACCGUCUGUGAUGAUGACUUCACUAUCCACGCCGCUCAGGUGGUGUGCAGAGAGCUGGGCUACCUGGAAGCUGUCUCAUGGUCACCAUCCUCCAAAUAUGGGAAAGGAGAAGGACCCAUCUGGUUUGACAAUCUCCACUGCACUGGCAAAGAAAAGACUUUGGCGCUGUGUCCCUCCAAUGGGAUCGGUGUUUCAGACUGCAAACACAGUGAAGACGUAGGCGUGGUGUGCAGCGACAAGAGGAUCCCAGGAUUCAAAUUUAUCAACACGCUGCCCAACCAUAUUGAGAACCUUGAUAUUCAAGUGGAGGAUGUGCGCAUACGAGCUAUCCUGUCAUCGUAUCGUAAGCGGAUCCCUGUAACAGAGGGCUACGUGGAGGUCAAGGAUGGUGGUAAAUGGAAGCAGAUCUGCAACGCAGAGUGGACACAGCUUAACAGCAGAGUCAUCUGUGGCAUGUUUGGCUUCCCUGGGGAGAGGAAGUACAAUGCCAGAGUCUACAAGAUGUUUGCUCGCAGGAGAAAGCCCUCAUACUGGGACUACUCUGUGAACUGCACUGGCAAUGAAGCCCAUUUAUCCAGCUGUAAACUGGGGCAGGCUACAACACUGAAGCCCAAUGAGACCUGUGCCGGAGGGCUGCCUGUGGUAGUGAGCUGUGUGCCCGGAAAAGCCUUUGCACCGACACCCAUGACGGGAUUCAGGAAGGCCUUCCGACAUGAGCAACCGUUGGUUCGUCUUCGUGGUGGGGCCAUCGUAGGCGAGGGCAGAGUGGAGGUGUUGAAAAACGGGGAGUGGGGCACCAUAUGUGAUGACAACUGGAGCCUGCUGUCUGCCACCGUGGUGUGUCGAGAGCUGGGCUUCGGUACGGCCAAAGAAGCCCUGUCUGGAGGUCGCCUGGGGCAAGGUAUGGGCCCGGUGCAUAUGAAUGAGGUGGAGUGCUCUGGAUUUGAGAAGUCCAUCACAGAGUGCUUCUUCAACAAGGAGGCUCUUGGUUGCAGCCAUGAGGAGGAUGCAGCCGUCAGAUGUAACGUUCCCGCUAUGGGCUUCCAGGAGUCGCUUCGUCUGAGCGGAGGUCGUAACCCCUACGAGGGCCGUGUGGAGGUGCUGAUGGAGAGGAACGGUUCUCUGGUGUGGGGGACGGUGUGCAGUGAAGGCUGGGGGACCAUGGAGGCCAUGGUGGUGUGCAGACAGCUGGGCCUGGGCUUCGCUAGCAAUGCUUUCCAGGAGACGUGGUAUUGGCCGGGAGAGGUGAGCGCAGACAAUGUUGUGAUGAGUGGCGUCCGCUGCUCUGGCACUGAGAUGUCUCUGUCCCACUGCCUGCACCACGGAACCCACCUCAGCUGCCCCAAAGGAGGUGGACGCAACGCCGCAGGAGUCUCCUGCUCUGAGACGGCUCCUGACCUGGUGUUGAACCCUCAGGUGGUGGAGCAGACCACCUACAUGGAGGACAGGCCCAUGUUCAUGCUGCAGUGUGCGUACGAGGAGAACUGUCUGUCCUCCAACUCCGGCGAGGUGCCGGCCAACUCUUACCGCCGCCUGCUGCGCUUCUCCUCCCAGAUCCACAACAACGGCCAGUCGGACUUCCGGCCCAAAGCUAGCAGACACUCCUGGGUGUGGCACGACUGUCACAGGCAUUAUCACAGCAUGGAGGUGUUCACGCUCUAUGACAUGUUCAGCCUCAAUGGAACCAAAGUGGCGGAAGGACACAAAGCAAGUUUCUGCCUGGAGGACUCAGAGUGUGAUGAAGGUAUUGAAAAGAGGUAUGAAUGUGCUAACUUCGGAGAGCAGGGCAUCACUGUGGGCUGCUGGGAUACCUACAGGCACGACAUCGACUGCCAGUGGGUCGACAUAACUGAUCUCAAACCUGGAGACUACAUUUUCCAGAUAAUAAUUAAUCCAAACUAUGAAGUACCUGAGUCAGACUACUCCAAUAACAUCAUGAAAUGCAGAUGUCGAUACGAUGGCCAUCGUGUGUGGAUGUACAGCUGCCAUAAUGGUGGCUCAUUAAGCACUGAAACAGAACAGACGUUCCCAGGCCUCCUCAACAACCAGGUGACCCACAGGUAAAGACAAAGCAGAGGAGAGGAGUCGACUGCCUGUCUCCCCCCCACCUCCCCCCACCCGGCAGGGAGGCCACCUGAAGCCCGCUGAACCACUACACCUCUCCGUCUAUGGUGGAGUGCUCCUGCCAGCCCUGCCCCGGUCAAACCAUCUUUUUUAUGUUCUCCCUCACCCGGGAGGCAGCAGCUUUCUUUGACCCUGCACCCCCCACCCCCCUUUUGACCCCCUCAGCAGAAAGAAUAUUUUAUUCCCCCUUCUGUCCAAGCUACAGCCUCACCAACCCUUCCAACCUCACUGGUUAAAAAAGAGAGCGGCAAAGCUCUCCGUGUGCCCUGUGACUUUUUCUCUUUUGAAUGAGUGAUGAAAUAAACCUGCUGGGAAGAGGCAGGUAUUUUACACCAGGUGCAGCGUCGGAGAACGUGAUAAAGAAUGUGUCCUGUUUGAAGUGCAGCACUUUAACAGAACCCUGCUGCAACACUUUGUUCAAAGCUCACCCUGCUGGAGAGUUGGGAUGUCAGUGCCAGGUCCCCUGAGGACUGAGAGGAGCCAUCAAUAACAGCAGCAGCCGUCUGUUUGGAAAGAAAUGCACUUUUCUUCCACAUUUUAAAGAGUUUUCAUGAAGUGGCUUUCACACACUGAAGGCCACAUACCCUGAGGUUAUAUUACUGAGGCAAACAGAGCGUUUCUUUUGCAUUACUGGUUAUUUAGGAUGAAGUUACCUUACCUAAGGAGCUAUGAGCAAGUCAAUGACAAGUGCUAAUUGCCUGAUUCAGCUAGAAAGACCAACCCACCUAGUGCCUUAAAGUGCCCCAAUACCUUGUUUUUUUAAAAUAACUGGAGAAUAUGUUCUCUGAAAUCACUCUGGAAACACAUACAUGGACAAGACUGUCUGAGUCACAUUUCAAAGAGGUUUUGGACUACAAUUCUUGUGGGCAUUGGUGUUAGGCAACCUCAGUUUGUCCAGAAAUAUUAUUUGAGCAGAACUCUGCUCACAGAUUUGCUUGUAAUUUACAUUACAGUAUGCAUUAUUUACACUUUCCAGUUAGCGAAAAGCAAAUGGAAGCGAUUGAACAGCUUUUUCAAACUGACUGAGUUCAGCUUCAGCUCCCAGACAUCAUCCUAUUGUUCUGAUAUAUUCUCUCUUUCCUCUUUCUGAUAUGUAGCAAUAUUUUGCUUUUGAAACUAACAUGGGACCUCAUAUUUCUCUCCUCCUCGUUCAGUGCCUUUUUACUAAACGCCCUCAUUCACCAUCUUUAAAGAGCAAUUAAACCACCUAAAAAAUCUUGUUUUUGCUGCCCUAUGGUGGUGUAAUUUCUCAUCUUGCUGCAGUGAUGAAGUGUGCUUCAGGGUGUGUCAGUACACUGUGACAUACUGUGGCAGUGAAACUCAGCCUUUCUGCCUGGUAUCAGGUUACUGCUGAAUUGUAAUCCUUUGAAUCAGCCCAGUAUUUGUUUGUUUGAGGUUCCAUCAGAGAUUGCCUAAUGUCCCAAUGAACUGCUCAAUGUCAUGCUGAAACGACACUGUGCAUGUGGCAAAUAUUUUCCAACUGACAUUAAACUGCAUAUUCUACAGCCUACAGAUCCACUGUGUAAAUCACAUGUCCUGUGAUUUCUUAGGAGAACCAAACGCCCUGUCUGUGCUAUAUAUUCUAGGCCUGGUUACACAGCAUUUAUAAUGGCGGCUGUGAUUAGUGGAUUUGUUCGAGGGGGCAAAGUAAAUAUGCAUGAAUGUUUCCUGUCCCGUUCAACUCUGCUUAGUUUGAUCCUCAAGUACAACUAUAUAUGAAAUUGAUGACACUUUGUGUUGUGAGCAGACAUCUCUGUUCUAUCGCUGAAACACUCUAACAAAUGAGCUUGUAAGCCAACGUUAGCAGAGCUAGUUUGUUUCAUGUGUGUCCAGCUCAGCUGUCAAUCAAACAUGCACACUGACACAAACACUCACAGGCUCCAAGGCUGGAAAACAUUUUUGAUUCUUUUUUCUGAUGAAUAAUAAAAAUACUAAUGAUUAAUUUAAACCUCAUAUCUGAUACUGAAGUCAAGGACGGCCAGUGGCACUGCGGGCUCUACAGGAGGAUCACAGGACUGCUAUCACAGCACUGCUUUAUACCCAGGAAACAGAAGAGCUGAUUUCCAUCCCGUUGUGGCACAGAUAGCAUCUUCUCAUAACCAAGAGAGCACAUGGAAAAGCAUUUCUCCCUGUUCAGGCAGUCAGAGUAGCAGAUAUGCUAUUUUUCUACUCUUUACAUUUUCAAAAGACAACCACGAGUACCUAACUGAAGUUAGUCUUUUUACAGUUUUAUUACUAUUUUAAAAUUACGUUUUCGUACAAUAAUGUGUGUGUGAAUCCUGUUUUAUUGUACUUUUAUAAUGGUGCUAUCAAACUGGUCCUCUGUUUUCUGAGGGUACAGUACAUGUUGAACAGCUACAUUAUGUAUACCAACAGUAUACUUGAACUGAGCGUAAGAAACAAUGUGCUUUGUGUGUUAAGCUAUAAUAAAGGUCUGAGUUAUGGAGCAACCAAA
Molecule: messenger RNA, 5077 nt
Organism: Dicentrarchus labrax (European seabass)
Lineage: Eukaryota; Metazoa; Chordata; Actinopteri; Moronidae
Gene: loxl2b
Product: lysyl oxidase-like 2b
Exons: 14
Coding region: 112-2562 (816 amino acids)
Biological process (GO): sprouting angiogenesis; peptidyl-lysine oxidation
Cellular component (GO): membrane
Molecular function (GO): copper ion binding; protein-lysine 6-oxidase activity
Source: RefSeq, a predicted model, not a curated record